UGGCCGGCGGGGCAGCAACGCGCUUGCAUUGGCCGGCCGGGAGGCAGCGCGGCGGAGGCAGAGGCGGCGAGCCUGGCGGCGUGCGGGAGAGCGGCGCGGUGCAGCUGAGUGCAGCGAGGACCGUAGCGGCGUUGCCAUGGCGACGACGGUGCACCCCUACUGGCCACGCUCGCUGCCGCUGCCGGGCUACAUCGCCAGCACGCGGCCUGGCUGGCAGUGCGCAGGCGCGGUGGCAGCGGUCGGGGCGGGGCUACUGGCGCUGGGCUGGGUGUUGGGCGGGGCGAGGGGCGGGGCGAGGGGCGGGGCUUCGCGGAGCCCCGCCCGCCGGCUGGCCCUGGGCUGGUUCCUGAUGUGCGCGGGGGUGCACGGCGUGCUGGAGGGGUACUUCAGCCUGCGGCACCAGGAACUGCCCGCCGCCACCGGGCUGCUGGCCGACGUCUGGAAGGAAUAUGCCAAAGCUGACAGCCGCUACAUGACGAGUGAUGACUUCACGGUUGCCAUGGAGACUGUGACAGCCUGGGCCUGGGGUCCCCUCAGCUUCCUCACCUUCCUCGCCUUCCUGCGGCACCACCCCACUCGCUACGUCCUGCAGCUCCUGGUCUCCCUUGGGCAGCUCUAUGGGGACGUGCUGUACUUCGCCACGGAGGCGCGGGCAGGCUGGGCCCACAGUGAUCCCCGGCCCCUCUACUUCUGGGGCUACUUCGUGGGGCUCAACGGGCUGUGGGUGCUGGUGCCUGGGGCCCUCCUGGCCGACGCUUGCAGUCACCUCGCCGCCGCCCAGCGCGCCUUCGACCGCCCCCGCCACAAGACCCGCUGAGCCCAGGCGCCCUGGGCCCCCUCACAGCGGCUGGAUGCCGGGGUCUCCCUCCACAAUGCUGGGGCGCCUGGGUGCCCUCCACACCCACCCCCCCAAGGGGCUGCUCGGGGUGAAUUUGGCACAGGGGGGGUCCCCGAGUUCUCCAGAGAAGGAUUCGGCGCCUGCCUGGACACCUGCGACCCCUUGGGAUGAGCCCAGUGUGGAGAUCGUGUGUCAUCACCCCCCAAGAGCUGGGGGAGGGCGGCCCCGAUGCCUGGAUACCCUCGGGGGUGCAGGGGGACCCCACCCCUGCCACCGGGAGCGUCCGGUGGGUUUUAAUAAAAAGGCUGGAAAUGGA
Molecule: messenger RNA, 1154 nt
Organism: Phalacrocorax carbo (great cormorant)
Lineage: Eukaryota; Metazoa; Chordata; Aves; Suliformes; Phalacrocoracidae
Source: RefSeq, a predicted model, not a curated record